Molecule: messenger RNA, 3062 nt
Organism: Vanessa atalanta (red admiral)
Lineage: Eukaryota; Metazoa; Arthropoda; Insecta; Lepidoptera; Nymphalidae
Exons: 5
Coding region: 369-1037 (222 amino acids)
Source: RefSeq, a predicted model, not a curated record
CGACGCACGCGCAGACAGCCAGCACGCGCGACUUGACAGCGAUUUGAAAAUCGAACGCGCAAUUUGACAUUUUCGAUAUUUUUUUAAUUUGUACGUCGGACCUUUAGUCACGAUUUCUUGGUGAUAUUUUGUGAUGAAAAUUGAUUUUCGAAUGUGCUGUGUUGUGAAUUUGUUUGGUGUUUUUCAGCGGUAUGAGCGCUUCGUUUAAUUUUGUUACAGAUACCCUUCACGGUAGUUUUGAGCGAUUAAAGCGAGUGGAAUUACCAAGGUGCGCAAUGCGGGUGCAACGGUGGUAGAGGGCCGGAGGGCGGCCGGACGGGGCUCGCGCGCGCCCCUCCGCCCGCCUGCCCCGCGUAGCGACACGCGCGAUGCUUAUGGCAAGCGCCCUGCCCACUUUGCUCGCGGUGCUGUGUGGGGCAGUGGCGGGCGCAGGCGACGUGAUGGGAAACGCGAGCCGCGUGCGCCGCACGCCCCAACCGCACCACGCACACCGCGUGCUAACGGACGAAGAGUUAGACUCGACGGCAGCGUGGAAGCGGUCGCACUGGCGCGAGAUGCAAUCGAUACUGCGGAAGGAAGGCUCCCAAAGGGACGUUGUCGAGUGCUGUCCCUCUGUACUCGAAAUGGUCGCCAAGAAAGGCGGCCGAACACCGACCGGCCUCUACGUGGAACUAUACGAGGACGGUGAGAACAAGCAGCGGCUCUAUGAGCUCUCCUGCGCCCCGGAGGUCGUCGACAAGCCCUGUCGUUUCGUCGACGCUCGCCUCUACAACCAAUCGAGGUGCGUCCAGAAGUAUUCCUACUCCUACGCGCUGGUUCGGUACUCGGCCGCCACGGAGAUGCCACAGCGGCAUCGGCCCGAAGGACAUUUCUCAGUGCCCGGGUCGGGCGGGUGGUCCAUGGACUAUGUUAUAGUGCGUGCGGGUUGUGAGUGUCAAAUAACGCCGCCGAAACGUAAGAGUGCACAUCGGAAGCGCCUCGAGAGGCACAGGCAGAGGAAGAGGAACAGGCGGUUAGAGGAGGACGACGAUACUUGAUUUGUGAGUGUCGAUCCAGUGGACUUUGAACAAAUUGCGGAAUUCCCGACAUAGUUUUUAGGAGGUUAGUCGUAGCAUCUGGUAUUUAGUGUUUACAAUUGCGUAUUUUUGAUAUAGUAUAUAUGCUGAUCGAAGCGACGCUUGUAUUAUUCGUAAUUACAACAUAUAUAGUCGUUGCUAAUUCUUCUUAGACAUGAUCUAAUGUUAAAUUGAUAGUAGUAUGCAGGUUGUAUAAUUCGAAGUUAGUCGGAUGCUGCGACGCGUAACCUCACCAACGUUACCGAUGCCAUCAAGUAAGGCGUACGCUUGGUACAUCAACUAUCGGUACUUCAUUGUAUUUAUUAUGAAAUUUUCGUCUAUUUAAUACGCUUCUUGUCUUGUGAAAUUAACGUUGAUCUUAUGAAACAGUGCCUUCACUUUGUGCCUUAUCUAGUAUUUCUAGUUUAUAUGUCAAUUGUAACUCGCUUUACAGUUUCGUCAUUUGUAACAAUUCAUUUUGAUAUACAUGUUGAAUUAUUCAUAAGUGAAUUUAGAUUUCCUUUAGUUUUUUGUUAAACAUCACAUUUGUUUUUGUGGAACCGAUAUUCAGUGAAUGUUAACACUAUUACUUACUUAACUUUAAAAUCGAUAUAUAUAAGAUAUAAUCUUGAAUACAUAUACGAAAAUAAACUCACGAGUAUUUGUCAGUUGAAAUUAUACAUCAAAAUUAUAUUUAAUCCUUAGAUUAUUUAUAUAUAAAGACGAAGUGUCACACUUCAAUAGAACUGAAACAAACGAGCCACUUUUUUAUCUUGGUGUGCGUGACAGUUACGUUUGAUACGUGUCAAACGUCAUACAGUUUUACUAGUGUGCGUUUAAUUAGUUUUUUUUUCGAGAACGCGUUCUAUUCGACAGUCUAUCUAGACAUAUAAAUAAUCAAAGAUUUAAUCUUAAAAUUAAUACGUAGCUUGUAACUGGCACAAAGUGUGUUUCUUCUGAAUCACUGCGCAUACUGUUUAUACCAUUUAUUUAAAAGAUAUAGUACAGGAGUGACGAUAGUCAGUUUAAAUACUAUCUUCACGUUAUACCAUACUUACUAAAAUUAAUUGAAAAAAAAACUAACGGCCUUACUUAUAAAACCUGAUUGGAGGGGUUUGUUUAAACACAUAUUUAUCUCUUUCUGACAUAUCGAUUUGACAUUUAAAAGAAAUAGACAGCGCUAUUUCAAUGAUCACUCUUAAACAAAUUGAAUAAGAAGCCGUGAAUGUCUUAUACAACAAAAUUAUCAUUAUUCCAACAAAGCGUAGCGCAGUGAUUAUUAAUCGUUUCAUGAAUGCUCUCUCAUUACAUAAAAAUUAAGAAUAUUUAUUCGAGAUUUUUUUUAUAAUUUUUUUUUGUUAUCGUAUUUUAAAUGUAUUUCCUUCGUAGAUUUAAGUGUCGAGUCAAAGAUCUGUAUUAUUUUCUAUUUUGUAAUACUUUUAUUGUAUUUAAAUAUUAGUUUCUAAGGAUUUAUUCAUUUAUUUAUACUGUGUAAUACGAGGUAUUCCGAUAUUUGUAUGGAUAUUGUGUAUGUAGAGGUCGCUUCCAUAAUUAUAUUCAUGUAUAUAAUAACAAUAGUAUUAUGGACUGAGAUUAUUUUGUGCAUUUAAAUGUGGUAAUGGAAUUGUAACGCAACAUUUAUUUUGUAAAUUCUACAUAGUAGAAAUUAAUUCCGUGCAGCGCCAUCUAUCGUCGAGUAGAUAACUUUUAUUUUACGUCAAUAUCCCACAGGUGGCGUACCAAGUCUCUUUUUAAUUUUUUACGCUAGCAACUUACACAACAGUGCCAUGAGUAAUUUUUUAGUGAAUCGUAAUUUAACAACGCUAUGAAACAUUUAAGUCGAUGUUAAAGAUUGUUGUAUUGUAUCGAAUAGUUUUACAAAUCCGAAUUGGGCGUACUUAUGUAUUUAUUUUCAAAUUUUACUCAUACCAAAUUAAACGUGCUUAGAUUAUUUAGGUAUUAUUUUCGAAAUCUACUUAAAAUUAAUUAUUUAUUUCAAGGCAAAAC